ACAGGACUCCCCCGAGAGCAACGCUUUACCGAGAAACAAAUGCAAACGAAACAACACCAUAUCAACAACAUACAAUUCAAGUUCUAUUUUUCCGCCGAUUAUUCUGCGUGCAAAGAUUCAACACCAUUAACCUUAUCUUUCCUUUUUCGAAUCCUUUCCUUCUAAGAAUUUGAUUCAGAUAAAGCCAUAAUUAUCACCACCAUUUAACUGAUCUUGCAACAUUCAAGAGCUCGCUAGCUAGCUCUGCUUCCACUUCCGAAGCUUCAUGGCUGCCAUUUAUCCUCUGGUUCACAGCUGAAGCUGAUGCUCCUCUCAUCAUUAUCAGUUAUGGAUCAAGGUGGAAGCUCCAAAGUAACAGGAAUCAGGCAAAUUGUGAGAUUGAAGGAAAUACUUCAAAAGUGGCAAACUGUGACCUUAGGCUCAAAACCUUCCCUUCCUAACAAAUCUGAUGCAACUGAUCAUCAUGGGAGUAGAUCACCAAUAAUUAACAGAAGGAUAAAAGACAUUGUGAGUUGUGACUCUGAUGAGGAUAGCUGCCAAAGUCCAGAGCCGCCGUGCGAUGUUCCGAAAGGCUAUUUGGCAGUGUAUGUUGGACCGGAGCUUCGGAGGUUCAUCAUUCCCACCAGCUAUCUUACACACUCUCUCUUCAAAGUGUUACUGGAAAAAGCUGCUGAUGAAUUCGGGUUUGACCAGAGUGGUGGGCUCACUAUCCCUUGUGAGAUUGAGACCUUCAAAUUCCUCCUCAAAUGCAUGGAGAACCAGCAGAAUGGGCACCAUGAAGAUGACAACUCCUCUGGACACAGGAACUUUGGAAGAGUAAGUAGUUGCUAGAUCACUGUGGAGGUCGACGUCAUAGGUUGGCUUCUUCUUGCUUCCAUUUUUUUUUUUGAUUUCUUAUGUGAAAAAGAAUGGUAGGAUAUCCUAGUUAGAAACAAAGACUUCAAGUGCCCUGGCAACAAUUUGCUGAUAGCUAGAGCGUGCUGUCUUUGCCUCCAUUUACUUUUCUAACUAGAAACCUUUGAAUUUUUAUUGAGCCAUUCUAUCCACUUAGGGAUGUGAAAAUGAUUAGCAUGUUCGAAUCAGCUUUUUUUUUCUCAGCGUCAAUUCUAUUAUCCAGAAACUUCUCGCAGAACUUCAUUCUAAGAAUUGAUUUUAAGUUUAGAAUUAAUUAUGUAAGAAAUUCCAAACAUGCUAUGAGUAUUUUUUGUAUGUGAGGGUAUCUGUUAAGUGUAUUAUUUUGAGAUGUACUGUGAUCAUUAUUUGACCUGAUUAAGGAUUGGUUUGUCUUUAAAUUGGUCUCAUAAUGAGAUUCUCUGGCUGCUUCAAACUCAUAUUUCAGGGCUUUCCUUGAA
Molecule: messenger RNA, 1352 nt
Organism: Lotus japonicus
Lineage: Eukaryota; Viridiplantae; Streptophyta; Magnoliopsida; Fabales; Fabaceae
Exons: 3
Coding region: 304-831 (175 amino acids)
Biological process (GO): response to auxin
Source: RefSeq, a predicted model, not a curated record